This is a messenger RNA of Lineus longissimus, 3248 nucleotides long. Its product is annotated as proline-rich protein 5-like. Lineage: Eukaryota; Metazoa; Nemertea; Pilidiophora; Heteronemertea; Lineidae. The transcript is spliced from 9 exons. Bases 1559 to 2848 code for a protein of 429 amino acids. Gene Ontology annotation, biological process: TORC2 signaling. The record is from RefSeq and is a predicted model, not a curated record. Gene Ontology annotation, cellular component: TORC2 complex.
UAUUACUUGAAGAUCAUUCGAAACUAAACCAUGAUAGAUACAUGUUGACCUUGUAGGGGCCCUGAAGGGAGAGACCUUUUCAGUGUUUGGAUUAUUUAAUGACAGGGUGAUGACAUGGAUGAUGAUGACAAGGUCGUAAUGACAUGUAUGAUGUAUAGUACAUGUAGUGCAGAGUAGGCUUACUCGGUCAAGGAUACGAUCAAGUCGUUUAGAGAGUACAUUAAGGCAACUUGACGGGAAAAAACUGUAAGUAUAUAAAAUGGUCCGUUGGCGGUGUCCAGGGUAUCCAGAAUGCCCCAAGAUCUUCCUCUACGCAGGCGCCAUGAAGGCACAUCUCCAGGCAUGUCCUCAUGCCAAAAAACGACGCGUCAAUACCGAAAAGGGGGACUAUGAAACCAUGCUGACUAUCAUACAAUUUGUUGAGGACCAACAGAAAGGGAAUGUGACUUGCUCUAGGAGAUUUGUUCCUUCGUUCCGCACGGAUUCAAACUACUGAAGGACUCUUAAAGGAGGAGGUCUUGAAAGUUACCUAUUGCUGCUUCAAGGUACUGUUGUCCCACACACUUCCUCUGAAGAGGGGACAAGUGGUAGCAUGAAUGAAUCAAAACUGGUCUUUAUUAAUUCUUGGUGGAAUCAGAGUCUUUAUUGAAAGAAUCUGGUGGAAUCAUAUACAAUCUUAAGCCAUUAAAGGGGUCUGUGCUUUCUCUCUCACAGUUUCUUCCACCUGUCUUCUUAGUUGUACGUAUCACACACCACAGAACAUCAAAAUUGCCCCGAAAGCAAGUACUCAGUCCAGGUGGCCGAUUGUCAGGGUUGUGACCAACAGACAGGCUCGUGGUUGCCUUAUGAAACUUUACACACAUCGGGCCUGUCUUGGACAAAUUUCAAUUUCAACCAACCAUUUCUAGGAGCAGUGCAGUAUAAAAGGUUUAAGUGUUCAAAGGUGCUGCCAUCUGAGCAAAGAAAGUGGAACUAGGCACUUGGCUGAAACAAAAAAUGUCUUGACUUUCUUCAACUUUUCGCACACGUUAGGAUGAAAUUGAAACAUGAAGUUAAAAUGAAUAUAUGUAUAAUUUAUAGCUCAAACCAAUAGGUUUUCGCUAUCAGUAAUAAAUCGAUUAAUUUACAAAUGUAUCACGAUAAAUAAAUGAGGUCAGCAGUUUAGGCCUGCAUAAUUAUCAUACAUUGCGAGAUAUUUUAUCAGUGCAUUGUGGCCUAAUUAAUGUCAAAUGAUCUGUAUACAGGUAUACACUAACCAUGUCAUUGAUCAAAUGGGAAAAGACAAUGUCACAUGCAUGAGCUUGAUGUUUAUCAGACCAACGGAAGACGGCUUAUACCAAGGAGGCCACUGAGUCCGUUCUAAAAUUCUUGGAUAUACAUGUACAUGCCACUGGAUAUGAAAAUCAUCAUCGUGACCAUGCACAGAAGGCUUUUUCGGACCUGAUGCAGUUUACAUGUACAGCGUCUAAUAUCCACAGACCUUUGGUGAUGUGGUAGUUACAUUAUUUUCACUUGGCAAUGUGUAAUUGUUUCGUAAACUGACAUCCAUACGAGAAAAAUGAAUAUUCACGAGUCCGUCCGCCAACUUGUGAGCCAAGUUCGUCGCGGUAGUGGUGACAACCGGAGUAGAAGUGACCCGAGGCGUGGCAGCGGAGACAAAUCACGGCACAACAGCGUGGAUACCUCCCCGCACCGUCAUGGAGGCAGCGGUGAUAGCCAGACGCGUACACGUCUUGGCAGUUCCUCCACGCUGCCGCGCCGCUCACUGGAAAACAUCAUCAGUCUUGGUUCACGGUCCAAUAGUCGCGAGCGGUUGAUUUCAAAUUCCGAUACUCCGCCCAGUCCGUUGUCGCCGCUGAUCAGAAACAUUGCAAUGUUCGGUGCACCUCCUGGAUCACCAACGUUACCUCGUACCGCAGCCACAAGCACAGUCCCUCAUCAGGGACUCUCCUCGAAGAAUAACGAGUGGACAGAGGUACAGACGGCCCUGGUAACUCUUUUCCAGAGAAAGAAGUUGCCGGACAACCAGCUGUCUUUUCUACUAAUUACACUGAGGUUAUUUUGCAGGAAGAUGGUGAAAUCUGAAGUUGGCGGUUUUAUCUACGACUUCUACAAGAACCAGUUGAUGAAGAAAGGGAUGCAGAUUUUGCGGAAUAGUCUUCAGAGCGAAGGUGAGGAACUUCUGCAGGAACUCGGUGACCUCUGGGACUGUUUCUUCCGCGAGACCCUACCGACUUUACAGAUGCUUCUCUUCCCCAUCGAGACCAUGGAACUGCCCAUCAGAAACCUAACAUUGAUAGGCUUUCGUGAUAAUGUGGUGCUCAAGAAAGACUUGGAAGAGAUUUUGAUAGAAGUCAACUCUUCCGUUCCUCCGUCCAUUCGGCAAAUGUUACUGGUGCUACAGGGUAUCCACGAUGACGACCCACCCAACGAGAAUUACCUGAAAUUAGAGCGCCUUGUUGGCUGCGUGAUAACGCCACAUAUUGGCUACAAAGGCGUCUACAUGGAAUGCCAACCUGAACCGACCAUCAAGGCGUAUACACAAGCUUAUCGGAAAAAGUCUUCUGGGAGUAAGGAGGCUAUUGUCAUUGCUCCAAAUCCAAGCCAACUAAAUCCAAUGUAUCAACGAUCACAGAGCGUUGAUUUCCUAAGCCAGUCUCCGCUGCAGGCAUCAGGUCCGCAGAGGACGAGGCGGAAUAUGCACAUCCGACAGGCGAGUACUCCUGCGGGGAUCAUCUUGGAGCCUCUGGUCGAGCGAGUGGAAGCAGGCCAGGAUCACUAUCACCGACGCCAUAGUAUUGCUUGCGAAGUCGACGUUUUUGAUAAUGACAAUGAGAAUCAGUACUAAAUCAAACAUUCGAAUUGAGUACCAAGUCAAACAUCAUCGAAAAGUCGUACAAGUGUCUUCCUCCCCUCCCACAUGGUGUUGGCCUGAAGUUCAGUACGCUUCCCCCUCACAUCACAUGUAUAGGUAAAUGGUCAAAGUUUCCCGAUGGAGCCCACCUCCGGGCCGUAUUUCUGAGAUCCGAAGGAACAGGGAUACGGAUAAUCUUUUGUGUCAUGUAUAAUGUUCUAUACACUUAAUUGGUAUGUUUUAUUUAAUUAUUUAUUAUGCAUAUCACAUGUUAAUGAUUACAGACAUGUUAAUUCUUUAUCACAACUUUACUUAUAGGUAAACCACUCUUAUUGCUUAGAAACGGGACUUUUUCAUAUCGUCAGAAAUAUAUUUACCAAAAAAACAAAGAAUA